Messenger RNA from Trichobilharzia regenti, 1647 nucleotides. The record is from the annotation of a GenBank genome assembly. Lineage: Eukaryota; Metazoa; Platyhelminthes; Trematoda; Strigeidida; Schistosomatidae.
AUGUGUGGGUCGAUUGUACCUUGUUCAAACAUAUAUUCGUGGAACUUACGGUGUUUCUGGAGUACCUCUUUACUUGCCCUCACUCUAUUUACUUACUUGUACCGACCAGUAAAGUUCGUUGAUAGAAUUGCUCAGAUUACCAUGUUUUUGAAUACUCUUUCACCUAAAUUUUACGUUGCUCUUACGGGGACGAGUUCUUUGAUAUCUGGACUUAUUUUGAUUUUUGAGUGGUGGUAUUUCAAAAAGUAUGGGAAGUCUUUUAUUGAACAAAUCUCUUGGAAUCAUAUAUACCCUCUAAUUGGUGGAGGUGAUGAAGACAACGAUUGUGACAGUGUUGACUCAAACAGUCCAAUAACAACUACUCAAGAAUGUAAGGUGUGGCGAAAUCCUUACAGUUUAUUCAGAGGAGCAGAGUACCGAAAGUUCUUUCGUGAGACGGGUAAAGAUCCGCUAACAUAUUAUGAUAUGAACCUGUCUGCACAGGAUCAUCAGACAUUUUUCACUUGUGAAGCAGAUGCUGGAAAACCUGAGUACGAAAUAAUGCAACUUUCAUGGAGGGAGCGCAAUCACGAGGAAAGAAUUAAAAAGACAAAAGAAGCACUAUCAAAGAACCCCGAAUGCGCGACUGCUAUGAUCUUACUUGCGGAAGAGGAGUGUUCUUACAUAGUAGACGUAGAGAAAAUUUACAAACAAGCUUACAAAGUGGCGGAGACAAAUCUCCGUCGUUCUCAACAGUUACAAAAUCAUAGUCCGGCACAUGAAUCAAUGUAUCGCAGGGAUAUUCAUGCAUUUGUCUUCAUUCGACGCCGACUUGCAAUGUGUGCAAGAAAACUGGGCAAGUUAAAAGAAGCAAUUAAAAUCAUGAAAGAUCUUAUAAAAGAAUAUCCAAAUUUAAAUUUAUUCAACAUUCAUGAGAAUCUUAUUGAGUGCUAUCUUGCAGCUCAACAGUAUGCAGAUGCUCAGGCUUUCUUGGCUAAGUACGAUGAUAUCAAUUAUCCAAAAUCAGCCACCAUAUGCUAUACUGCAGCUCUACUUAAAGCACGACAAGUAUCCGAAAAAUUUUCUCCUGAUUUAGCAUCACGUAGAGGUUUAAAUGCAGCUGAACUUAGUGCUGUAGAAGCGAUUCAUCGAGCUGUUGAAUUUAAUCCACAUGUACCCAAGUAUUUACUUGAAAUGAAACCUCUUAUAUUACCUACGGAACAUAUAUUGAAACGUGGAGACUCAGAAGCUAUAGCUUAUGCUUUCUUCCAUUUAGCCCAUUGGAAGGCUGUUGAAGGUGCAAUCAAUUUAUUAUAUUGUACAUGGGAGGGAACAUUUCGCCUUAUCCCAUAUCCAUUGGAGAAAGGAAAUCUUUUCUAUCCAUAUCCUCAUUCGACUACAGCAACUGAUAGGGAACUAUUGCCAAGUUUCCAUACUCUUUCAGUCUAUCCGAAGAAGGAUGUGCCAUUCUUUAUCCUGUUCAUUGCUGCUUUGUGUACUUUAACUGCCAUACUUACAUGUUUAACUCACAUCUAUCCAGAACAAAUGGGAUCACUUUCUAAUAAGACUCUCAACUGGUUUUUCAGUCCAAUCAACUACCUAUUAGAAAGAUUUGAGGCGCUAUUGUUAUUCUUAGCCCCAACAUCUGCUCGAAAACUUCUAAGUUGA